Molecule: messenger RNA, 726 nt
Organism: Dichomitus squalens LYAD-421 SS1
Lineage: Eukaryota; Fungi; Basidiomycota; Agaricomycetes; Polyporales; Polyporaceae
Exons: 16
Coding region: 1-726 (241 amino acids)
Source: RefSeq, a predicted model, not a curated record
AUGAAGAACUUGACCGCGCAGUCUGCAGCUGACGUGCUUUCAUCCUUGCCAACACCUGCAAUAGACAAGACUUACGGGGCCCUUCUGAUUGCAACGUACCUAGGAUUCAUAGUCUAUGGCCUCUCAUUGUAUCAACUCUAUAGAUACUUCCAGCUUUAUCCUACGGAUACCCGCCUUAUCAAAACCAUCGUGCUUGUCUUAUUUGCUCUUGACACAUUCCACAUCCUGUGCUGUGUCGUUGGCUGCUAUUGGCAUCUCGUCACCAAUUACUUCAAUCCAUCCAGCCUCGAUGACAACCAUUGGUCAAUACAACUCUUGCCUCCUACUGGCGUUGUUAUCAUCCUCAUCUGCCAAGCAUUCUACGCCCGUCGAGUGUACCUAUUGGAGUCACGGUACAGAUGGGUUGUAUCGAUUGCGGCCGUGAGCAUGAUCUCUUUACUCGGGUUCUGCACUGCAUCUACUGUCGAAUCAUUCCUCGCACCAAACGUUGUCGCAUUCCGGAAGAAGAACUGGCUCUUCGCAGCGAUGUACGGUUCUGCAACGGCGACAGACGUCGUGUUGACGAGCUCACUGGUAUUGGCGCUUUGGAGGAGCCGUACUGGCUUGAAGCGUGUCAACACGUCCCUGGGAUUUCUAUUUACGGUUAUUCUACCUGGUAAUCUGAUAUUCAACAGCGUGGCUUCUCUCAGCGUGAAAGUAUACGUCGUCUCAAUGCUUUCAACGUGA